This is a messenger RNA of Equus quagga, 570 nucleotides long. Its product is annotated as disks large-associated protein 5-like. Bases 1 to 570 code for a protein of 189 amino acids. The transcript is spliced from 5 exons. NCBI's taxonomy places the organism in Eukaryota, Metazoa, Chordata, Mammalia, Perissodactyla, Equidae. The record is from RefSeq and is a predicted model, not a curated record.
AUGAGGGACCGCCCUCCACUGGCCCGCUUCAGGCCCAGUGAUAUGACCUUUGUGGGAGAAGAAAACACCUAUUAUGCUUUCAUCAAUACCAGCACACCAACCAAAAAAGAUAAUAAAACAGAAAGAAAAGUACCCAAUCAGGGAAGCCCUGCCAAAAAGAUCGAAGAAGAACCAGGCAAGGUCAUUUCUUUUAAAGUUGAUAGUGAAGAAAAUACUUUGGAAUCACAAACCAGUGUGACAAACGGAAGGGAUCCAGAUGGGGUCUUAAAGUUACCUAAGGCAGAUCCUGCAGAAAUGAAAAGGAGGCCAUCCUUUGCACCAGUAGAUUUUCUGUUUCGGCCGCCAGAUGGUCUGAAGAGCUAUGACGUAACACCUAGGACUCCAACAAGUACCGCUACUUUGACAGCCAGUUACAGCUGCAUCUCUUUAAAAACAGAAGUUGGUGAGGCUCCAGAAGUAACAAAAGAAAUGUUGGCACGCAAAAGGAAAACUUCAGUACAUCAGGAUUCCGAUGAAUUACGGCGUCCUUUGAGUUCUCUGACAGUUGGGAGCACAGAUAUGGUAUUUUAA